Messenger RNA from Papilio machaon (common yellow swallowtail), 1472 nucleotides. It is a transcript of the gene Atac3, whose product is annotated as poly [ADP-ribose] polymerase tankyrase. The annotation marks the transcript as partial. The transcript is spliced from 8 exons. The record is from RefSeq and is a predicted model, not a curated record. NCBI's taxonomy places the organism in Eukaryota, Metazoa, Arthropoda, Insecta, Lepidoptera, Papilionidae. Gene Ontology annotation, molecular function: protein binding; transcription cis-regulatory region binding. Gene Ontology annotation, cellular component: nucleus. Gene Ontology annotation, biological process: positive regulation of transcription by RNA polymerase II.
GGGGGUGCGGCGGGCGUGGGGGGCGCGGGGGGCGCGGAGCUGGGCCGGCGGCUGCUGCUGGCGGCGCGCGUGGGCGACACGCCGGCCGUGCUCGACCUCAUGGUCAAGGGCGCGCCCUUUACAACAGACUGGCUGGGCACGUCGCCGCUGCACCUGGCGGCGGCCAACGCGCACGAGGAGACGUGCGCCGUGCUGCUGCGUGCCGGCGUGUCGCGUGACGCGCGCACCAAGGUGGAGCGCACGCCGCUGCACCUCGCCGCGCACGCCGGACACGCGCGCGUCGUGCGUCUGCUGCUGCGACACGGCGCCAACGUCGACUGCAGGGACAUGCUGCAGAUGACGCCACUGCACUGGGCGGCGGCGCGCGGGCACGAGGCGGCCGCGCGCGCGCUGCUGGCGGCCGGCGCGGACCCGCGCGCUCGCUGCAAGUUCCGCAAGACGCCGCGCUGUCUGGCGCUGCGUGCGCGCGCCUCGCGCCUCGUCCGCCUGCUGGACGACGCGCUGGCGCAGCAGGAGCUCGCCGCCUCGCUGCGCCCCAUCGCACACGACGAUACUUUGGCAGAGGAAAGCGCAAGUCAGAAAAAUUUGGAAACUGUAACACGUCUGCUCGGGGCCGACGCGAACAAACUUAAGAACAUACAAGAAAAUAAUGUUAGAGCAGAAACUAAAUCCGAGGUAUGUGCCUUGUUAUUUUAUUGUAUAAUUCGUUUAAAAAUGGUGCGAGCAGGGGGCGCCGGGGGCACGCCGGGUGUGGGGGGCACUACGAGCGCGGGGGGCACGACGAGCGCGGGGGGCACCGCGGGCGCGGCUGAGGCGCUGCUUCGACGGCACGGCAUCGCGCUGCUGCCGGCCGACGAGGGCAGCACCGUGCUAAACGCGCUGCAGAGCGGCCGCACCGUCGUGUUGUCCGAUGCUGGGAAACUAAUGCUUAAAGAGAGCGGCGUCGGAAAUGUUACGGGCACGGGGGGUGCGGGGGGCGCGGUGGGUACGGGGGGCGCGGGAGGCGGCGUGAUGCUGUCCGCGAAGGCCGUCAAGGCGGCCGCCGGCACCGGCCUCAAGGUGUUCACGCUCAACAGCCUGCCGGGUGCGCCGGGCGCGCCGCGCAAGCGGAUCAUAAACCCGAAGGACCUACAACAAGUGAAGAUCGUGCAGCUGCCGGCGGACGCGCGGCUGGUGCCGGCGGGCGUGGGGGGCGCGGUGGGCUCGGGGGGCGCGGCGGCGCGUGGGGGGCGGCGGCCGGCGCAGCGCCCGCCGGUCAAGAUUCUCAUGAAGAAGAGCAACUUCGAGAGGCUGAUCGCGACCGCCAACAGGAGCGCGCUCGACGGCGCUAGCGACGCGGAGGUGAGUCGCCGCCGGGCACUGCUUAUAUAUAUUUAUGUGUAUGAUUACUUUGACCACUGACGCCUAUGAAGUAUCGAAUUAAUGUCGCACUUUACUACAUAUAAGGGUUUUUAUUACAUUUAAAUAUCAAA